AUGAGGCAAAUCCCAUAUUACUCCCGCGAUGUCGACUUCGACGACCUCGCCAAACGAGACCCCGACUUCGCCUCCAUCUCCCAACAGGGCAAACGCGACGGCUUCAUAAAUUUCCAAGACCCCCAAAUCGUGCAACAACUCACCAAAUCCCUCCUCAAACAAGACUUUGGUCUCAAAAUCUCCCUCCCCGACGACAGACUCUGUCCCCCGAUCCCCGUGCGCUGGAACUACGUGCGCUGGAUCCAGGACCUGCUGGAUACGAGCAGCGAAGACUAUACCGAGAAUUUCGAUCCGGCGCGCCGAGUCACGGGGAUGGAUAUCGGGAUCGGGGCGUCGUGUAUUUAUGGGUUGCUGGCGUGUUCCGCGAGGGAGGGGUGGCGGAUGAUGGGGUCGGAUGUGGAUGGGCAUUCGCUUGGGUGGGCGGAGCGGAAUGUGGAGAUGAAUGGGUUUGGGGAGAGGAUUCGAUUGCAUCAGACGGGGAAAGAGGGGCCUCUGCUUCCUCUGGAUGAGAUGGGUAUCGACUCGCUUGACUUCGUCAUGACGAAUCCGCCCUUCUACACCUCGCACGCGGAAUUUUUGGCCAGCUACAACUCCACCACGGACACCACGCCCUCGGCCAUCACGACAGGUUCCGAAAACGAAAUGCUCACUCCCGGCGGCGACGUUGGAUUCGUCACGCGGCUGCUCACCGAAUCCCUCCGCCUUCGAGAGAGAGUGACAUGGUACACGGCGAUGCUCUCGAAACUCUCCUCCCUCCAACAAAUCAUCUCCCUCUUCAAGAAAAACGACAUCACCAACUUCGCCGUCACGAGCCUCCACCCCGGCCAUCGGACGAAGCGGUGGGCGGUCGGGUGGAGUUUCGGGGAUCUUAGACCUCGGAAUGAUGUGGCGAGGCAUGGGGAGUUGGUGUUGAGUGUGUUGCCUUUGAGGAGUGCGUGGACUGUGGAGGUGAGUGGGAGGGAGAGGAGGGGUGUUGGGGAAAGGGUUAGGGAGGUGCUGGAGGGGUUGGAGGGGGUGAGGUGGGCUUGGAGUGGGGUGCAGGAUGCGGGGGUGUUGGAGUGUUGGGGGAAUGUUUGGGGGAGGAAGGCGAGGAGGAGGAAAGUGAGAGAAGGGGAGGGGGGUGGGGAGAGGGUGGUGGGUGAGGGGCCUGUGAAGUUGGCUGUGAAAGUUAUGUGUAGGGAUCAGGAGGUCGAGGUCAGGUGGUUGAGAGGGAACGACUAUACGCUCUAUGAGAGUUUCUGUGGGAUGAUGAAGCGGGCGAUGAAGGAGGACGAAGGAUGA
Messenger RNA from Zasmidium cellare ATCC 36951, 1281 nucleotides. RefSeq lists its product as uncharacterized. The record is from RefSeq and is a predicted model, not a curated record. Gene Ontology annotation, molecular function: 23S rRNA (adenine(1618)-N(6))-methyltransferase activity. The transcript is spliced from 2 exons. Gene Ontology annotation, cellular component: nucleus. NCBI's taxonomy places the organism in Eukaryota, Fungi, Ascomycota, Dothideomycetes, Mycosphaerellales, Mycosphaerellaceae. Bases 1 to 1281 code for a protein of 426 amino acids. Gene Ontology annotation, biological process: rRNA base methylation.